This is a messenger RNA of Gastrolobium bilobum, 1205 nucleotides long. Its product is annotated as CASP-like protein 5A2. Gene Ontology annotation, cellular component: plasma membrane. The transcript has 5 exons. Bases 220 to 792 code for a protein of 190 amino acids. Lineage: Eukaryota; Viridiplantae; Streptophyta; Magnoliopsida; Fabales; Fabaceae. The record is from RefSeq and is a predicted model, not a curated record.
CAACUAUUGCAGUCUGCAGCCAGCGUUGUCUGUUUUCCCUUUCCUUCUAUCUUACUCCAUUUUCCUUCAUUCUACCGCAGAUCCUGAUUCUCCAUUCCCGGCAAAGGAAAAGGAAAAGGAGAAACACGUUUCACUGCAAUUCUUCUUCUGGUUUUGGUGAAAGAGAGAAUUGGAUGGUUGUGGGGUUGUGAUUAUGAAUUGAAGUGUGAUUGAGGAGAAAUGAAUGUGAGCCAUGCUUCGGUUCACCCAGUUGAAGAAGUUCCAACAACUGAAGGUGGUGCUGACCAACACCUCAACGCUAACGCUAACGUUAAUGCUAACGCUCCAAGGGUGAGGAUGAAGGAUAUCCAAGGCAUGCCCGGCACUGCCGGUGGCCUUUGUUUGCGUGUCUCUCAGUUUGUUUUUGCAGCUGCUGCACUAUCUAUCAUGGCCUCCACUAGUGAUUUCCCUUCAGUCACUGCAUUCUGUUACCUUGUUGCGGCUACCGGCUUGCAGACUUUGUGGAGCUUUCCAUUGGCUAUUAUUGAUGUAUAUGCCCUUUUAGUAAGGCGCUCUUUGCAGAACUAUCGAGUUGUCAGUUUGUUUACAGUUGGUGAUGGGGUCACUUCUACCCUUACAUUUGCAGCAGCCUGUGCAUCAGCAGGCAUCACAGUCCUUAUUGAUAAUGAUCUUGCAAGUUGUGGACAGAACCACUGUGUGCAGUUUGAAACGGCUACAGGCAUGGCUUUCAUUUGUUGGUUCACCACAGUGCCAUCGUUUCUCCUGAACUUCUGGUCCUUGGCAUCCCGGUAAUCAAGAACAGUGACACAACACGCACAGAAACUUGGGCAGCUUGUAAAAAAACUGCACGCCUCUGCAGCCUGGAAGAUAAAAGAGAAGGAAACAAGUUAAAAAGGACAAAAUUUUAUUCCUUUGGCUCGUUUGGUAUCAAAUCGAUGGUUACUUAUGGUUCAGGCGUUUACUAUUCUCCAUUUCUUCGUUGCCGUGCGAGUAACAACUAAAUAAUGUAUAGCGAGAUUGACCGUCCUCGAGUUUAGUUGUGUAAUAUCUGAAUAGGUAAAGAAACCGAUUUACUGUCUAAUAGUUCAAUCAUGGUUGAACUGGUUGUGUGUAUAUAUAAGACUAUUUCCUAGCAGUGUUGUUGAUCUUUAUGGACAUGAGUUUGAUAUUGUAAGUAUGUUUUAUUAAUAUUAAGUAUAAUGUUA